This is a messenger RNA of Penaeus vannamei (Pacific white shrimp), 1852 nucleotides long. RefSeq lists its product as uncharacterized. The record is from RefSeq and is a predicted model, not a curated record. NCBI's taxonomy places the organism in Eukaryota, Metazoa, Arthropoda, Malacostraca, Decapoda, Penaeidae.
CUUCGCGCUCGUUAUAACGCUGGGAUUAACUGGCCUGUUAAUGUGGGUGAUGCUAAGCCGCAAGUCUGCAAGCGUGUCUCAGCCAACAUGUGAAAAACCAUCUGCUAAGAUCUGCCUUCAAGAGAUGUUGGAAGGACCCCCGCUGUGGGACGACCCCCAGCUCCUCCAGGUGGUCAAGGAGGAGUUCCUGAGGCCUCCUACUCACGUGGAGGACGUCCCCCCGAUCCUGGAGGGCGUGGAGGUCGAGGUGCUGGAGGCCAUAAAUAGGACGGUCGGUCCCUUGAACUUCGUGGUGGCGACGGUGGGCGUCAACCUCGAACUGGUGAAGGAACUGUCCAAAGGAGCGACGGGAAUCUGGGUAGAACCUCGGCCGUGGCAGAAGCCGGCGCCACCGACCGUUUCGAACAUGUGGCACACGCACGCUUGUCUGUCACCGAGUAUACCGUAUGUGAACACGAAACACGAGCAGUGCCUGAGCCUCGCCUCCCUCCUGAAGGCGCUCGACAGCCCCCGCGUUGACCUCGUGCUGACCUCCGGGGCAAAUCUGGACAUGGUGUUGAAUCCCCUGUGCUACAUGUACCCCCAGCGCGCCAAGGCAAUAUUGGUGGGACGAAUUCUGCAGCCCGAGGACAUUCCAGAAGAUUACAGAGACUGUUCCAAGAGUCUCGUUCACGUGACCGGCCAAUACUCUCUCCUGGUUCUCAGGCCUGACCCUCCAUCUCGUUCUCGCCAGGAUUUGUGAAGCAGGUUUUCACCAGGGUUGCUAGUUCACAUUUCUUGGGUGGUGAAGAGUUUGUUGUGGAGGUCCGGUGUGGAUCUAACAACGAGUGUAGUGAGUUUAGGCCAUGUGUUGUUGAUAUUUGGACUUUAAGCUUGCAAAGAUAAUUGAAAAUACAUUAGUUACCCCUUUCCUUAACGCCAUUAGUAAAAAAAUAACGUUUUCUAUGGUGAUGGUCGAUGUAGUCAUAAUAGAAAACGCUUAUAUAUAGAGGGGGACUCAUAUAAACCGUACGAAUAUUUUUUUCCCCUAAACAACCAGGGUGGAUCGGAGACCUUAUUUUCGGGAAAGGAUUGGCGUAUAGUAUGAGGUUAGAUUUUUUGGCGCAAGGUCCUGACGCAGAGUAAUGCCCUAAUUGACACUAGCGCAGCAUUUUGGCGCAGAAGCAGAGGUCGCUGCAAUGGCGCUGCAUUCAGGCGGGCGAAAGACGUUUCCUCAUUAUUUUCCAUUUUCCUUUCAGUCGCUUUCCCCUCUCCGUCGCGUUUGGUCACAACAAAACGCCUAUUUACAUUUGAAAUCCAGUAUUGCAUACCAAAAGCAUUCACAUCCAAAGUAAAUCCGGCACAAAGUGAAGCAAUUCUGUCCCUGAUUGGCGCAGUCAAGACGCAGGCAAAAUGAGCAAAUGGCGCUCAGGAUAAACAACGCAGUUUAGUCUUCAAUUUUGAAUUUCAUUUCGUUUUUUUUCCAUUUGUAAUCGUACUUUUUCAUACUGUUGACAAAAAAUGACGAUGACAAUGAUACUGAUGAUAAUAAUAAUGACAAUGAUGAUAACUGUCACCGACCAAAGGAUAUAUGUAUAUAUGAAUCGAAUGUGGGGUUAUAGGAAUGGCGUAUUGUAGAUGCCGAAAGUAUCAAAACCCGUUGUAAAGGAUAGGUUUUAUAGUGAGGGAAGUGAAAUGGUGUUUUGCCGUUAGUUCUGAUGAGCGAUAGCAGGCAUUCGCAAUUCGGGAUUGAGAAAGAAAAUCCUUCGCAGCUGACGGAAUAAAUCUCUGCUUGUCAUAACCAUUGUCUCGGUAUCGUUAGAUCACUACAGAUCUCUCUCUGUCUCUGUCUCUGUCUCUCUCUCUCUCUCUC